Molecule: messenger RNA, 414 nt
Organism: Saccharomyces paradoxus
Lineage: Eukaryota; Fungi; Ascomycota; Saccharomycetes; Saccharomycetales; Saccharomycetaceae
Gene: BNS1
Product: Bns1p
Exons: 1
Coding region: 1-414 (137 amino acids)
Source: RefSeq, a predicted model, not a curated record
AUGACAUACGGCGGAUCAGUGUCUCAAGAUGAAGUCACAAAGUUGGCUAGAGAAAUCCAAACUACGUCAAUGUCUUGCACCAAGAAAGAUGAGGUAGUAGACCCUUCGGAUCAACGUUUGAAAAAGAAUCUUAAAGAUGCUCGUAACACAGAAACUUGUGUGAAGCAUUCCCUUCAUCGACGGAUAUUCAAGAACUCGUAUCGGAAAAGAAAAGCAGUCGAUGAACAAAGGAAAACCUUGAACAUGCAACUUAGGCAAAAAUUUGCCUCGCCGUCAGACAGUUUGCUUUCACCGUGCUCCAGAAAACUGAAUGACCACAAGUCAAAACUUUUUGCCGCCAAAUCGCAACCAAAAAGAUUGGACUUUGUACAGAGCAAACAAAACAUACUACACAAGUCGAAUACAGAUAUCUAA